Messenger RNA from Alternaria conjuncta, 1893 nucleotides. RefSeq lists its product as uncharacterized. Bases 1 to 1893 code for a protein of 630 amino acids. The record is from RefSeq and is a predicted model, not a curated record. Gene Ontology annotation, molecular function: molecular adaptor activity; GTP binding; GTPase activity. NCBI's taxonomy places the organism in Eukaryota, Fungi, Ascomycota, Dothideomycetes, Pleosporales, Pleosporaceae. Gene Ontology annotation, biological process: cytoskeleton-dependent cytokinesis. The transcript is spliced from 2 exons. Gene Ontology annotation, cellular component: cell division site; septin ring; septin complex.
AUGGCCACCACCACUGACGACCGGUCCCCUAAUCCACCUAAUACCAAUACCUCGGCCUACAAAGACGGCUCACCUGACCCCUCUGUCCGCCCCUCUGCAGCCCAGUCCCAGUCCCAGUCUUCCGCCGACCAAACAGGACCGCGCCGUUCCAGCUUCAACUUCUUGCGCCGAACCAGCGGAAAAAGCUCCUCUGAAAUCCGCGGCAGCAGCACCAAUCGAAGCGUCUCCGGCGGCAAGAUGAGCAGGAAGCAAAAGGCCCUCGCCCAGGAGGAGGCUCUCCGCAGGCAGCGCGAAGCUACCAUGCUGCCUAAGCAGCCGCCGCGCCUGCCUUCCCACUCGGCCCUUCCCCAGCUCGCGACGUUCGGAGGUGAGGACACGCGCCCAGACUCCAUUGCCAUUGUCUCCAACAAGGCCGGCACCUACAACCCCACUGCCCACAACUUCAGCCGCCCCUCGACCGACACCUACAGGAUGGCUCCCGCUCAACCCAGCCCCGCUGUGGCGCCGCCCGUGCCAGGCUCCUCGCCUUCGACCUACAUGGAUUACGAUCCCUACCCGAGGACCGAGAGCAUGACCAACCGCGGUCGCUACAGCUACGCCAGCAGCCAGAUCAGCACCGUCAACAGCCCCCGUCGUGUGCGAAGGAGGAAGGACCCCACGCCUUUCAACAUCCUUGUCAUUGGCACCAAAGGCUGCGGCAAAUCCUCUUUCAUCGAGUUUCUCCGCACUGCGCUCGCGCUCCCGGCUCGAAAGCGCCCAAACACUCCCUCGCCGCCUGCUACCGCUGUAGGUGGUGGAGACUCGCCUUUCACUUCCGAAUUCCUCGAGACCGAAGUUGAUGGCGAGAGAGUCGGCGUCACGCUCUGGGACUCCGAGGGCCUCGAGAAGAACAUUGUCGACUUCCAGCUGCCCAUCAUCACCUCGUUCCUCGAGUCCAAGUUCGAAGACACUUUCAGCGAGGAGCAGAAGGUCGUACGCGCGCCAGGUGUUAAGGAUACACACAUCCACUGUGUCUUCCUCGUUCUGGAUCCGAUUCGCCUCGACCAGAACAUAGCCGAGGCUCGCAAGAAGUCCAACAUUGUCAAUGCUGGCAGCGCCAUCUUCGGCGGUCUAGACGAUCGUCUCGAUCUCAACAUACUUCGCGAGCUGCAAACCAGGACCACCGUCAUCCCAGUCAUUAGCAAGGCAGACACAAUCACCGGCGCGCACAUGCGCUAUCUGAAGAAGACUGUCUGGGAUACCAUCAAGCGCGCAAAGUUGGACCCCUUGGAGGCUUUGAACCUGGACCUUGGCGACGAUGACGAAGACCCCGACCGACUUGAUGAGCGCGACGAGGAUGAAUACGAGCAGUCGUCUGAGGGCGAAGGCAAAUCAGAAGUUCUGAACAAGAUCCUCGAGCGAUCUUCUUCCGAAGCUGCGCGCUCCAUGGCUUCCUCCAGCUCUUCGACCAGGUCGCACUCCCCUCCCACGUCGCCCCCAAGCGCCAGGAAAGGCCACAGCCGUAAGCCGUCCGCCAUGUCCGCCUCGAUCCACAGCGAGAGUGCCGAGACUCCGUUCCUGCCUCUCAGCAUCAUCUCGCCAGAUCCUUACGACCCCGAGGUUGUUGGUCGCAGAUUCCCAUGGGGCUUUGCCGAUCCUUACAACCCAGAGCACUGUGACUUUGUCAAACUCAGGGAGAGCGUUUUCAGUGAUUGGCGCUCUGAGCUACGCGAGGCUUCCCGUGAGCAAUGGUACGAGGGCUGGAGAACCACUCGACUGGAAAAGGGCAGGCGACGGGUCGUUACAUCGGAUGGACCCGCCUCCAGGCAGCUCUCUGUUCCUGCGACCAAUGGACGGGCAGCCAGCGCUGGCAGCCGCGAGUAUCGCCCGUAUCGCCCUAGCAACGAUUUCUAG